UCUACCGGAAGUCGCCUUCAUUUGCCCGGCUUCACUGAGGCUGCGCAGAGCGGCGAGCUGCAUCCACCGCCUGCUCUGUUUCCACUGUUGUUGAAAGCCAAGGGACAACGAGCUGAGCUGCUCCUCAGAGUUUUCCAUGGAAAACUGAUCAGACAUCUGCUGACUGAUCAGUCCGAGAGGAGGAAGAGAAGGAGCAGGAGAGGAGAGGAAGAUCUGCAGAGGAGAAGGAGAGACCGAGGAGUGGAGGAGAAGAGGAGGAGGACGUGGAGAGGACAGGAGAAAGAAGAGAAAAAAAAUCGGGGCAGUGAAAUGGUGCAGAUUUAACAGAAAGAUGUCCACCGUUAACAUGGAAGCGACCACCAUCCUCCCCAUCCUCAAGAAGAAACUGGCCUUUCUGUCAGGGGGGAAGGACCGGCGCAGUGGUCUGAUUCUGACCAUCCCUCUCAGUUCAGAUCAGACCAGCAUGGAGGAGCUCAGCGCCACACUGGACUACCUGCUCAGUAUCCCCAGUGAGAAGUGUAAGGCUCGGGGCUUCACCGUCAUCGUGGACGGACGUAAGUCUCAGUGGAACAUCGUGAAGACUGUGGUGCUCAUGCUGCAGAAUGUGAUUCCAGCCGAGGUGUCGCUGGUCUGCGUGGUGAAGCCAGAUGAGUUCUGGGAUAAGAAGGUCACACACUUCUGCUUCUGGAAGGAGAAAGACCGCCUUGGCUUCGAGGUAAUCCUGGUUUCAGCCAAUAAGUUGACCCGUUACAUUGAACCCUGUCAGCUGACGGACGAUUUUGGAGGAAGUCUGGACUACGACCACAGCGACUGGCUCAACAAGAGAUUGGUUUUUGAGAAGUUCACCAAAGAGUCGACAUCACUGCUGGACGAGCUGUCCGUUAUCAAUGAAAGUGACAAGAGCAACGCGGUGGACAAGGAUAACAGAUCAGCUGACUGUGCCCUCUUGCCGUCCUUUGACCCAGAGACUGUCCUUCAGACUGGUCAUGAGCUGCUGUCGGAGCUGCAGCAGCGUCGUUUCAACGGCUCAGAGGGAGGAGGAGGAGGACAGGGAGGUCCAGCCUGGUGCCCCAUGGAGGAGGAGCUGCUGGCUCAGCCUCAGGUGAUGAAGCUGCUGGACUCGCUCAGAGAACAGUACACCAGAUACCAGGAGCUCUGCAGGCAGCGAAACAAACGCACCCAGCUAGAUGAGAUCCAUGCCAAGGUCAUGCAGGUGGUCACAUGGCUGCAGGGUCCAGGUUCAGAGCUGUUGAAGACCCAGCAGGAGAUCGGAGACUCGAUGCGAGCGGCUCAGGCCCUACAGCAGAAACACGAGGAGAUCGAGAGCCAGCACAGUGAGUGGUUUGCAGUGUACGUGGAGUUGAACCAGCAGAUCGCUGCCUUGCUCAGUGCCGGGGAGGAGGAGGAAGUGGUGGAGCUGAAGGCCCUGCAGCAGCAGCUGAGUGACGUCUGCUACAGACAGGCGGCUCAGCUGGAGGGCCGACAGAACGUCCUGCAGGCGGCGCAGGUCUUCCACAGCACCACACAGGAGUUGUCCCAGCAGUUAGACGGUCUACUGGGCAUGCUCUGUGCUGAUGUGGCUCCAGCUGACGGAGCCUCCAUUCAGCAAAACCUCAAACUGUUGGAGGAGAAGCUGCAGACUGUCGAGGCAGGUCUCACUUCUCUGCGCCAGAAGGGAGCACUGCUGCUGGAGCAGAUGUGCAGCCAGCCGUCGUGGUCUCUGGAGGAAACAGAGAGUCCAGCUGGAGAACAGCACGACAACGUUCAGCACAUCCAGGCUGUGAUGGAGGAGAUGCAGCUCCGCAAGCAGAGGUGUGAGGACAUGGUGGAUGUGAGGAGGCUGAAGAUGCUACAGAUGGUUCAACUGUUCAAAUGUGAAGAAGACGCUUUACAGGCUGUUGAGUGGCUUGGCGAGCUGUUGGACGCCCUAUUGAAGACUCACAUCAGACUGGGCGAUGACACUCAGGAGACCAGGACCAUGCUGGACAAACACCGGAAGUUUGUGGACGUCGCUCAGAGCACGUAUGAUUAUGGCCGUCAGCUGCUGCAGGCGACUGUCGUCCUCUGUCAGUCUCUGCGCUGUACGACGCGCUCGUCUGGAGACACUCUGCCAAGACUCAACCGGGUCUGGAAACAGUUUACUGUCAGCACAGAGGAGCGACAGCAGAGACUGGAGCUGGCUCUGAACUUCCACACUGCCGCCGAAAAGGUGUUACAACAGGAAUGUGUGGACCCGGAGUCUCUGGAUGAAGUCGACUCUUCGGGGAAAACUCUCCUGGACAGACUGACCAUGCCUGUUAUCUUCCCUGAUGGGAGCGAGCAGUACUUUGGGAGUCCCAGCGAAACGGCAUCGGCAGCCGAGGGCGUCAGAGAUCGCCUCCUGUUGGUGGAGGAACGACGGCUGCAGCUGCAAGAGGCAAGGCUUCAUAAUGACGAUGAGGGGGAGGAGGAGGAAGAGGAGGAGGAGGAGGUGUUAAAUGGGCAGGAGGCACGGCUAGACGUGAUAGGAGAGGAACUGAGCGAGAAAGAGGACCAAGACGAGGAGGAAGAGGAAGAGGUGGGGCAAAAAGACGAAGACUUAGAGAGGGCCACGCAGGACUGCUAAUGGAUCGCUGAUGACGUUAAACCGAGCAGCCUUAAUGAAGCUCGUUAACGAAGGGCUGCUGAUAAAUUUCCAUCAAAACCUCCAAUGUUUUCAGCCUGGAAAGCCCUCGAUUGGUUGCUCCUGUGUUGCUGCAGCAGUAGGUUACUCUCACUGAUGGUAUUCCUUUAUAGUAAGACUACCUUUCCCAUGAGCCUCACUGCUUACCUUUCCUGAAAGAGGAUAAACAUGUUGGACGUGCUUUCUCUGUUGAUCUUUCGCUCCAUUCAGCAGAAACUGUGACAGCUUUCCCACCGUUUGCUCUGGAAGAACAGCGCCCUCUAACUGUUUUUUUAGCAGAUUUCCUUCAAAACAUGAAUCACAAAUGUGAAAUACUGGAAUUAUUAACAUUCAUGUCUGUAUGCUCUUUGGAUGACGAUCGACUGUAAAAUAAUCAGUUUGGAUAAGAAUACUCCUAAUGUACGUCUAACCCCUCCUCCUUCCCAGCAUGCCACUUGUUCUCCUAGGAGGCGGAGCUUCCACGGUAUCUGUCUGUGCCUCCUGCGACUUCCCACAAGAUAUAACUGUUCAUGUUAUUUCAACACGUGCUGCUUUAUACAGACGUGGGGGUCUAGUCUCUUUUUCAUGUGUCCAGAUGUGCAGAGAGUUAACGCUGUGACCUCAGCACCCUGGACAUAACUCUGUGGUUUGAAUUGAAUCAUUUGUGCUCUCAAAUGAGUAAUUCAUGCUCAUGAUUUAUUCUAAUCUAUCGACCUCAUGCCAUUAGUCUUGUCUGGUGUGUACCCUCACACGUUCACUAUGGUUUGCUAAUAUUUUCAUUUUGGUCUUGGACUAAGAUAUGUGGAUGUAUGGCUGUUCAAAACAGCACCGUUUUUUCAAUCCAUGAAAUCCCUUAAAUGUAUCUUAAAGGAUCGUUUGAUACAUGCCUCUGUCAUCUUUUUUCAAACCUCCGGCUGACUGAAUGAUAUGUAAUGUAUGAAGCAUACACACCAAGAAGAGAUAAAUUCCUUAGUUUAAGCUUACAUAUUUUAAAGACCACUUCACUGCUCUAAAAAAAAAAAAAAGAAAAAUCUGUGCAACUCGCUCUGGUCCACACUGACCACAGGGACCGAGGUGACCUCUGAUCUCAGAUUCCUUUUUCUAUUUAUUUGACUUCUGUUCAUGCAAACCUUAAUGUAACCGGUUGGCGUUUUUGACCAAUAACUGCUGCUGUAAGUGUAAAUGCUAAAUGCCGCGUCUUGCUUCCUGUCCUCUCUAUCCAAUGACAUACAAUGUACAAUGACAUCAUCCUCUAAAUAAAGAAGCUUUUUGAAA
Molecule: messenger RNA, 3916 nt
Organism: Larimichthys crocea (large yellow croaker)
Lineage: Eukaryota; Metazoa; Chordata; Actinopteri; Sciaenidae
Gene: sestd1
Product: SEC14 and spectrin domains 1
Exons: 19
Coding region: 332-2605 (757 amino acids)
Molecular function (GO): phosphatidylinositol-3-phosphate binding; phosphatidylinositol-3,4-bisphosphate binding; phosphatidylinositol-3,5-bisphosphate binding
Source: RefSeq, a predicted model, not a curated record